AUGCGUUUCUCCGGCUCCUUUCUUGCCGGUGUGGCGACCAUCACCGCCGCGGCGCUGAGUACCGGCGCAACCCUUCUUCCGAAUGCAACAUCGCUUUCUGAACGAGGUACAACAUCAUCUACCAAGCGUGGCCUGGCGUGGGCCGCAGACUCUCGCUGGGCACCCACCAUCGCGAAGGGCAUGAUCAACUGGUACUGGCAUUGGGAGGACGGCCCGCUGACGGUGCUCAAUGGGCAAGUCGCUAUAGAAUACGUGCCCUGCUACUGGGGUCCCAGAAAAUCCUCCCAAUGGUCGCAGCGCAAGGCUGAAUUCUCCAAGAACGGGCUCCCGGCGUAUAUUCUCGCCCAGAACGAGAUCGACGUCAGCUCUCAGGCCAACCAAGGCGCAUCCGACGCAGCAGCGACGUGGGCCAAAAGCUUGGCGCCGUACCAGGCGCAAGGCGUGAAGAUCACCUCACCGCAGAUUGUCUGGAAUGUCAAGCUGCUACAAGAAACUGCCUCGAUCCUCAAAUCACAAUACGGGUUGGAAUGGGAUGUGACUGCAAUCCACUGGUACGGCGGCUCUGAUUCAAAGAGCCUGGCGAGUUUCAAGUCGUACGUGCAGAAGGUCCGCUCUGCAUUCCCGAACAAACCAAUCUGGGUCACCGAACUUGGCGUGACAACCGCUUCGGGCGGGACGCAGGACCAGGUCAAGACGUUCCAUAUGAACGCCAUCCGCUGGCUCAACUCGCUGGGCUACGUCGACCGCGUCUCGUGGUUCGGGUGCUUUGCUACGCCACCCGACAACUACGGCUCCAAGCUGAACCGCUUCUUCAACUCGAACGGCAGUCUGCGCGGCCUUGCGUACUGGUACAUGUACACCAGUUAA
This is a messenger RNA of Tilletiaria anomala UBC 951, 867 nucleotides long. Its product is annotated as glycoside hydrolase family 128 protein. The coding region runs from base 1 to 867 and encodes 288 amino acids. Gene Ontology annotation, cellular component: fungal-type cell wall. The record is from RefSeq and is a predicted model, not a curated record. NCBI's taxonomy places the organism in Eukaryota, Fungi, Basidiomycota, Exobasidiomycetes, Georgefischeriales, Tilletiariaceae. Gene Ontology annotation, biological process: fungal-type cell wall polysaccharide metabolic process. The transcript has 3 exons.